This is a messenger RNA of Trifolium pratense (red clover), 2589 nucleotides long. RefSeq lists its product as uncharacterized. Bases 1 to 2589 code for a protein of 862 amino acids. The transcript is spliced from 2 exons. NCBI's taxonomy places the organism in Eukaryota, Viridiplantae, Streptophyta, Magnoliopsida, Fabales, Fabaceae. The record is from RefSeq and is a predicted model, not a curated record.
AUGGAUCAAGAAGGACAGGAUCAAGCGGCCUUAAGAGAGGACGUUGACGCAAUGAAAGUCAAGAUGGACAAGAUGCUCGAGCUUGUCCAAGCUUUGGUAAACAACCAUCAGCCUGCUGCGACCGCUCCGAAUGCGAACUGGCCUGAAUACGGUCUUCCCGCUGGCUACACUCCACCCGAAGAAGAUGGUGGCGUACCUCCCCCUCCAGAGCCUGUUGUCAUCCCUGUUUCGAAUGAAGUACCAUCCGCUCAAGGAGCUCGCGCCAGCACCGAGCCGAAUACCUCGGAGAUUGUUCAGCCUACUCAGACCCCACCAACGCUUGAGGCUGAUCAAGGAGAUAAGUAUAAGGCCUUAGAAGAAAGGUUGAAGGCUAUUGAAGGUGUUAGCGCCUUCGGGUUUGAUGCUUCAAACAUGUGCUUAGUUCCAGAUGUGGUGGUCCCACCAAAGUUCAAAGCCCCGGAUUUUGAUAAGUACAAGGGCACUGGCUGUCCAAAAAUCCACAUCAAGAGGUUCUAUACCAAGAUGGCUGCUCAUGCUUCGAAUGAGAAACUGCUCAUUCACAUCUUCCAAGACAGUUUAAGUGGAGCUUCACUUGAUUGGUACAUGCAAUUGGAAAGGGCUCAGAUCAAAACUUGGAAAGAUCUUGUGGAUGCUUUCCUUACUCAAUACAGUUACAAUCUGAAUAUUGCUCCCAACCGCAUACAACUACAAAACCUGUCUCAAAGGAGUAAUGAAGCAUUCAAGGAAUAUGCCCAGCGUUGGAGGGAGUUGGCCGCUCAAGUCCAACCUCCCUUGAUGGAUCGCGAAUUGGUAGACACUUUCAUGAGCACUCUGCAAGGACCCUACUAUGAAAAAAUGAUAGGGAGUAUUUCAUCCAAUUUCGCAGAUUUGGUCAUCAUAGGAGAGCGUGUGGAGGCAGGAAUUAAGAGUGGAAAGAUUCAGAAGUUCACUAAGGAUCAGACUAGUGGAAGGAGGUCCUUCAAUUCGAAUCCAAGGAAGAAGGAGGAGGAAACUAAUGCCAUCACCACAAGUGCACCAGCUCAAAUACCAUACUCGGCAAUUGUUCCUCCACAACCACAACAAAGGAACCAAUCUAAUGGCCGAAACAACUUUGAAAAAAGGGUUGUGCAAUUAGACCGUGUGCCUGUGCCAUACGGUCAAAUCCUCCCUUAUCUGCUACAAAAAGGGAUGAUAGAGCUAAAGCAGCUUCCACCGGUAGUACCUCCUUACCCAGCUCAUUUUAAGAGUGAUGUCAAGUGCGAUUACCACUCUGGGGCACUUGGGCAUACUAUUGAAAAUUGCAAAGCCUUUAAGUAUAAGGUACAAGAAUUGAUUGAUCAGAAGCUGGCUUACACCAACACCAAUGUGAAGACCAAUCCGCUGCCUGGCCAUGCUGGCCCAUCUGUGAAUGUUGUGGAGGAUGAUGGAGGAAUUCAAUUGAUAGAUGAAGUUUCUAAGAUCCGAACUCCACUAGCAAUAGUUAGAGAAAAGCUAAUUGGUUAUGAAGAAUUCGAGAUGAUGCACUCUGACUGUGAAGAGUGUGCAAGGAAACCUGAGAAUUGUAAGAAGAUGAGGAUGUGCUUACAACAGUUGAUGGAUCAAGGCUUGGUCCAGGUUGGCUACUCAGUAGUAAACCCUGUCAUUGCGGCAUUAGAGGACUUCACGCCAAUUGAGAUCCCAUUCAAAAGGGCCCCUAUACCAAAUAAAGAAGUCCACCCACUAGUCUUCAGGGUGCCUAAGUCUUUUCCAUUCGAGAGCACUCAAAAAGUACCAUGGAAUUAUCAACCUACUGUUUCCAUGGGCCAAGAGCAAGUAACACUUGAAAAUCCCUCCAUUGAUAGCAUUGCGGGGAUAGGAGGGAUGACAAGAAGUGGGAGGAUCUUUUCUCAUGAUCAGUCAAGCAAGGUUAUUGAGAAGCCCCUGUUGGAUCUAGCUAAAGGAAAUCAUGUAGAAGAGAUGGGUAAAGAGCAGCCCCAUAAGGUGGCACCUAAAGGGGAUGCCGAAGAAUUUUUAAAGAUCAUUCGCAAGAGUGAUUAUCAAGUGGUUGAUCAGUUAGGGCAAACUCCGUCUAAAAUCUCUAUGCUAUCAUUAUUGCUAUCCUCAGAAAUCCAUAGGAAUGCCUUAAUGAAAGUGUUGGGAGAAGCCCAUGUUGAGAAAGACGUCACCGUGAAUCAAUUUGACGGGAUAAUAGCCAACAUCGCUUCAAGCAGAUAUCUCGGGUUUAAUGAUGAAGAAUUACCAGCCAAAGGUUAUGACCACAACAAGGCAUUGUAUAUAUCUGUCAAGUGUUUGGGCAACAUCUUGUCCAAAGUAUUGAUAGAUAAUGGUUCGUCCCUGAAUGUCAUGCCCAAGAGGACCUUCGAUAAGUUAAACAGCGAAGGGGCAGUAAUGAGACCUAGCACACUUGUUGUCAAAGCCUUCGAUGGCUCAGAAAGGACGGUCAUGGGAGAGAUAGACCUUCCAGUUUUGGUUGGUCCUCAGCUCUUCACGAUCACUUUCCAAGUCAUGGAUAUUAAUCCUGCUUAUAGUUGCCUCCUUGGAAGACCAUGGAUUCAUUCAAAUAGCACCAAGUUUUUUCAAAAGACUUAA